Messenger RNA from Pan troglodytes (chimpanzee), 255 nucleotides. RefSeq names its product small ribosomal subunit protein eS27-like. Gene Ontology annotation, biological process: translation. Lineage: Eukaryota; Metazoa; Chordata; Mammalia; Primates; Hominidae. Gene Ontology annotation, molecular function: structural constituent of ribosome. The record is from RefSeq and is a predicted model, not a curated record. Gene Ontology annotation, cellular component: ribosome. The transcript has a single exon. Bases 1 to 255 code for a protein of 84 amino acids.
AUGCCUCUUGGGAAGGCUCUCCUUCAUUGUUCUCCAGAAAUGGAGAGAAGGCAAGACAAGAAGCAGGGCCUGGUGCAGAGCCUCAAUUCCUACUUCAUGGAUGUGAAAUGCCCAGGAUGCUAUAAGAUCGGCAUGAUUGUUAGCCAUGCACAAAUAGUAGUUUUGUGGGUCGUCUGCCCCACUGUCCUCUGUCAGCAAACAGGAGGAAAAGCAAGGCUUACAGAAGAAUGUUCCUUCAGAUGGAAGCAACACUAA